AUGGUAGCCGACUUGUUCAAUGGCUUCCGUGAAGGAGAAUUUUGGUUUCCACCCAAGUAUUUCUCUCUGAACGCAGCUUCAAUCACUACAAUAAGUGUCAUGAACAUGAUGAACCUCCCUAUGCAUUUGUAUAUGCAGGGCCAAGUAGCCAGGCUAGGAAGCAUGGCGACUAUGGCGUUCAUGUCCACCAUGGUGGCUAACAUGCUCCUUUCUUUGGGAUAUAUGGACAGCAAGACACUUGUUGCUAAUGUCAUAGGUGUUACUAUUCCAAUUAUCAUCGUAAUUAUGGAUAGUUUUAUGGAGCUUAAUACUAGUGUUUUUGGCUACGUGAAUUUAGCAUACACCCUCAUGGAUAUGCUAGUCUUCUUACUAAUAAUUUUGAUUUCUGCUGCUAUAGCAAUUCCUUCUCUUAAGCUAAAUUUAGAAGCCCGGUAUCGAGCCACUAGCCAAAGAGUGUCAAGCAAUCAACGUCCAGAAGAUAGAUUCAGUUUCGAGAAGCUGAGAGAAUAUGUGGAAAUGCAUCAUAUCUUGGCAGAAAAUUGCGACCCUCAGUUUGCUUUGGCUAGUAGUCCAUUAUCCUCUACUCCUGGCUUAAUUUGUGUACUUGUUUUAGUCAUCUACAUACGUGUGGCUGUGGAAGUAUUGAUAACAGAUCAUGAGAGAAUGUCCGGAUCUGGUUAUAGAUGGCACGGGACUACUGGUUAA
Lactuca virosa is the source of this 705-nucleotide messenger RNA. NCBI's taxonomy places the organism in Eukaryota, Viridiplantae, Streptophyta, Magnoliopsida, Asterales, Asteraceae. The record is from the annotation of a GenBank genome assembly.